GCAUUUUGCGAAUGAACAGACGUUUUUAUCUUAUUGUAUCCUAAUUCAAUUGUUAUACUGUGCAUGUGUUUUUAUUAAAUUCGUAGAUUUUAAAGUCAUUUAUAAAGCAAAGUGUAUGCGUACAGUAAGAAACUUGGACACUGUUAGUGAAUAAUUUGAGUACUUGUUUUCAUUUGAUUUACGCAAUGCUUUUGUGGAUGUUUGUAUUUCAAGCCUCUCCUAAUUUAGUUUAGGUCAAGAUGGCCUACGUGAAGAGUAUACACUUUUUUGCAAUAUCAAUAUUAUUGAUAAUAUGUAAAGGAAUAAAAGCCCAACAAGAUUGCUUAUUAUUACAAGGCAUUGAUGUAUGGUACGAGCCCAUAGUUGUAAACAUCAAAGAUAUCGAUAGAGGGGAAGUUUAUCAAAAUGUCGCCACCUCUGCUGUUACAGAAAUUACAAAUAUUUUCCAUGAAGGACCUAAUAAUAUUUACUUUAGUGGUUCAAUCAGUAGUUCAAUAUUCUCCUUAAGCACAACUUCUAUAUUUGAAGAAUACGAAGAGUAUGAAACGGCACAAUCGAUAUCUAUACAGGUACAAUACAAGUGUACAAAUGGUCUUGUCGGUUCUCAGUUGUUCACAAUAAAUAUACAGGAUACAAAUAAUAAUAGUCCUCAGUUUCGACCUGCUGACAUAUUUGAAUUCACAAUUCCAACGCCUUUACUACCUGGAUACGUUAUUGGAGCUUGCGAUUCGAUAGUUGUGAGAGAUAUAGAUCUUACAACGAAGAGAAUUGAUUUCGGUCUAACUGGCAGUGAAGACUUUGAAAUUAUAUACGACGAAGUAUCAUCAACAGAACCAAAAGAAUUCAAAGCUAUUUUGAGGACUACGACAUUUAUUAGAACUCUACCAGAAUCUACCGAACUAAUCAUAAGCGCCACGGACGUCGACGAAACUGGGGAUCCACCUAGAACUUCUUAUGCUACAGUUCUUAUCUAUAGUCAUAAUGAUGUGACAUGGCCUGAAGAGCCAGUAUUUACAGAAGCAUUUUACCCCGCCAGAUAUACCAGAGAAAAUGAGCUAAUAUUAGAAAAAGUUAUCUCAUUACAGCAAGGCUAUCACGAAGAAGUCGAAUUCAGUUUAGAGGAAGAAUACAGUAAAUAUUUCAGUCUUAUCAGAGAUGGAAAUAAAGUAUCAUUUGAAGUUAUUUCUCCGCUAUCAAACGAAAUUUUAACACAGCGUCAAAUAUAUAUCAUAGUACGAGCUCAUCGGGAAUUUACUAGCGGAGCUUCAGCUACCGUAAUUGUACAAUUGCCUGAAGAAAUCGGUCUACAAUUUGAACAAAUAUAUUACGAAGGUUUCAUCAUCGAUAAUACGCUACAAAUUGCACACCUUAUAUUAACACAAGGUUAUGAAAAUCACAUAGUAACACUUGACGUCUCUAAUGAUAACUUCCAAGCAACCAUUGAUGAAAAUCGUAUAACAUUGACAAUGACGCCAUUAGCUGAUAAUGUCCUCAAUGAAAAUACCUUUUUAAACUUGCAAGUGACAGCUUCUACUGAACGCAGUUCAGCUACGGCUGUUGUAACUCUAGAAAUAAUUAAGGACGAUACUACAACUCCUCUGUUCGAGAAAGCACUUUACGAGGGAACCUACGACCCUUCUGCAAGCGACCUGACUAUUGAACCAAUAGAACUAGUGCAAGGUUAUGAUGACUCUGUGGAUAUCACACUUAAUGGAGUUUAUGCGAACUACUUUCAAUUACAAAGAGAUGGACCAGUAUCUAUAUUGACCGUGGAGAGCUUGCCAGCAGAAGUGCUCGCUGAACAAAGUGUAUCGCUUGUAAUAACCGCAACUAAACCCAGGACUAUCGGCGCCACGGCCGUCGUGCAGAUCAUAUUACCAACAGAUAUCAAUCUGGAAUUCGAGCGAGCUUUUUACGAAGGUGUUGUAGUGGACAAUACACUUCUAAUUACUGAGCUUAUUUUAACAAAGGGAUAUGAAGGACAUGUAGUGUCAGUCGAUGUCUCUGAUGAAUACUUUACCGUAACCAUUCAAGAAAAUCGUAUAACGCUGAAUAUGGCACCAUUGCCUGACAGCGUCAUCGAAGAAAAUACCUUUUUAAACUUGCAAGUGACAGCUUUUACUGAACGCAGUUCAGCUACGGCUGUUGUAACUCUAGAAAUAAUUAAGGACGAUACUACAACUCCUCUGUUCGAGAAAGCACUUUACGAGGGAACCUACGACCCUUCUGUAAGCGACUUGACUAUUGAACCAAUAGAACUAGUGCAAGGCUAUGAUGACUCUGUAGAUAUCACACUUGAUGGAGUUAAUGCGAACUACUUUCAAUUACAAAGAGAUGGACCAGUAUCUAUAUUGACCGUGGAGAGCUUGCCAGCAGAAGUGCUCGCUGAACAAAGUAUAUCGCUUGUAAUAACCGCAACUAAACCCAGGACUAUCGGCGCCACGGCCGUCGUGCAGAUCAUAUUACCACCAGCAAGGCUAUUAACAUUUGAAGCACCUACAUAUAAAGGAACUUACGAGAAUGGGAUAUUGAAACAUGAUACCAUCAUACUAAAUGUUGGUUAUGAUGAUGACGUCAUUUUCAAAAUUAUAAGUGAUUUUGAUAGCAGUUUUGAAGUAACGAAUAAUGGAAACGAAGUAACGAUAUUGUCAUUGGAAGCGCUUCCUGACAAUGUUAUUUCAGAAAAUAAUUUCAUAUCGAUAAUCCUAAGUGCCUCUGCUAUUAAUGCUGAAACCACUACAACAGCAUUAUUGAUUGAAAUAAUAAAAGAUGACGUCACCGCUCCUGUAUUUAAUGAACAUAUUUAUUAUGCUGCUUAUUCAGAUAAUGGAAUCGAUUUAAAAAACAUACACUUAUCGCAAGGAUAUGAUUCCACGGUAUCAUUUGAUUUGACUGGUGUACAUUCACAAUAUUUUAGCUUGACACAAUUAGAAAAUAAUGUAGCAAUAUCUUUGACAAAUCCAAUCCCGACAGAAGUGAUUUUUAGUGAGAAAAGAUUGAUUUUCAACAUUGUAGCCGAAAAACCCUCAACUGUCGGGGCAAAUGCAGCUAUAACAGUUACUUUCCCAGCGGAACUUACCGAUCCCACUGUCAUGAAAUUUUUACGAAAUUCCUAUAUUGGAUCCAUAGAAGAUGAUCAAUUAUCCUUGGAAGAUAUCAGUCUCAUUAAAGAUCACACAGAAGAUACCGAAUAUAGUGUAUCUGGAGAAUUGAGUAGUUACUUCUCGUUGUUAGAAAGUGACUCCAUUAUUACCGUAAUACUGAAUGGCCCCAUCCCUGAAGAAUCGAUACCCGCCAACCGGAUCGUAGUACUUGAGAUAUACGCAACCGCGGAAAAUGCCUUACCCGCAGUGGCAACGAUAAUACUAGAAGUCGUGUCUGAUGACGAGUCUAUUCCCACUCAAUUGGUAUUUGCAGAAACUUACUAUGUCGGAUCUUACACCAUAGACACUGGUCUCGAACUGCAAAACUCCAUAUCUCUGUCCGAAGGCUACGACGAAGACGUCGAAUUCGAUCUGGAAGGAGACGAUUCACAAUAUUUCGCGAUAAGUAGAGAUGAGAAUUCCAUCACAUUGAAUGUGAUCAACACGAUACCGCCUGCCGUCUUAGAAAACAAUAAUCAGCUGCUGUUUGUCAUCCGCGCUCAAAAACCUGGAAGCACAACUGCAAGAGCAAGUGUCAUAAUUUUACUGCCCGACGAAUUUAAAGAUGGCAACUUACUUGGAUUCGAGCAAAAUAAUUACGUCGGUUCUAUCGAACACAGUACGAUUGAUUUAGUACCAAUAAAACUGGCCGGCGAAUACUUUGCAGAAGUGUCCUUCGCCAUACAUGGAGAAUUGAGUAGUUACUUCUCGUUGUUAGAAAGUGACUCCAUUAUUACCGUAAUACUGAAUGGCCCCAUCCCUGAAGAAUCGAUACCCGCCAACCGGAUCGUAGUACUUGAGAUAUACGCAACCGCGGAAAAUGCCUUACCCGCAGUGGCAACGAUAAUACUAGAAGUCGUGUCUGAUGACGAGUCUAUUCCCACUCAAUUGGUGUUUGCAGAAACUUACUAUGUCGGAUCUUACACCAUAGACACCGGUCUCGAACUGCAAAACUCCAUAUCUCUGUCCGAAGGCUACGACGAAGACGUCGAAUUCGAUCUGAAAGGAGACGAUUCACAAUAUUUCGCGAUAAGUAGAGAUGGGAAUUCCAUCACAUUGAAUGUGAUCAACACGAUACCGCCUGCCGUCUUAGAAAACAAUAAUCAGCUGCUGUUUGUCAUCCGCGCUCAAAAACCUGGAAGCACAACUGCAAGAGCAAGUGUCAUAAUUUUACUGCCCGACGAGUUUAAAGAUGGCAACUUACUUGGAUUCGAGCAAACUAAUUACGUCGGUUCUAUCGAACACAGUACGAUUGAUUUAGUACCAAUAAAACUGGCCGGCGAAUACUUUGCAGAAGUGUCCUUCACCAUACAUGGAGAAUUGAGUAGUUACUUCUCGUUGUUAGAAAGUGACUCCAUUAUUACCGUAAUACUGAAUGGCCCCAUCCCUGAAGAAUCGAUACCCACCAACCGGAUCGUAGUACUUGAGAUAUACGCAACCGCGGAAAAUGCCUUACCCGCAGUGGCAACGAUAAUACUAGAAGUCGUGUCUGAUGACGAGUCUAUUCCCACUCAAUUGGUAUUUGCAGAAACUUACUAUGUCGGAUCUUACACCAUAGACACUGGUCUCGAACUGCAAAACUCCAUAUCUCUGUCCGAAGGCUACGACGAAGACGUCGAAUUCGAUCUGGAAGGAGACGAUUCACAAUAUUUCGCGAUAAGUAGAGAUGAGAAUUCCAUCACAUUGAAUGUGAUCAACACGAUACCGCCUGCCGUCUUAGAAAACAAUAAUCAGCUGCUGUUUGUCAUCCGCGCUCAAAAACCUGGAAGCACAACUGCAAGAGCAAGUGUCAUAAUUUUACUGCCCGACGAGUUUAAAGAUGGCAACUUACUUGGAUUCGAGCAAAAUAAUUACGUCGGUUCUAUCGAACACAGUACGGUUGAUUUAGUACCAAUAAAACUGGCCGGCGAAUACUUUGCAGAAGUGUCCUUCACCAUAUAUGGAGAAUUGAGUAGUUACUUCUCGUUGUUAGAAAGUGACUCCAUUAUUACCGUAAUACUGAAUGGCCCCAUCCCUGAAGAAUCGAUACCCGCCAACCGGAUCGUAGUACUUGAGAUAUACGCAACCGCGGAAAAUGCCUUACCCGCAGUGGCAACGAUAAUACUAGAAGUCGUGUCUGAUGACGAGUCUAUUCCCACUCAAUUGGUAUUUGCAGAAACUUACUAUGUCGGAUCUUACACCAUAGACACUGGUCUCGAACUGCAAAACUCCAUAUCUCUGUCCGAAGGCUACGACGCAGAUGUCGAAUUCGAUCUGGAAGGAGACGAUUCACAAUAUUUCGCGAUAAGUAGAGAUGAGAAUUCCAUCACAUUGAAUGUGAUCAACACGAUACCGCCUGCCGUCUUAGAAAACAAUAAUCAGCUGCUGUUUGUCAUCCGCGCUCAAAAACCUGGAAGCACAACUGCGAGAGCAAGUGUCAUAAUUUUACUGCCCGACGAGUUUAAAGAUGGCAACUUACUUGGAUUCGAGCAAAAUAAUUACGUCGGUUCUAUCGAACACAGUACGAUUGAUUUAGUACCAAUAAAACUGGCCGGCGAAUACUUUGCAGAAGUGUCCUUCACCAUACAUGGAGAAUUGAGUAGUUACUUCUCGUUGUUAGAAAGUGACUCCAUUAUUACCGUAAUACUGAAUGGCCCCAUCCCUGAAGAAUCGAUACCCGCCAACCGGAUCGUAGUACUUGAGAUAUACGCAACCGCGGAAAAUGCCUUACCCGCAGUGGCAACGAUAAUACUAGAAGUCGUGUCUGAUGACGAGUCUAUUCCCACUCAAUUGGUAUUUGCAGAAACUUACUAUGUCGGAUCUUACACCAUAGACACUGGUCUCGAACUGCAAAACUCCAUAUCUCUGUCCGAAGGCUACGACGAAGACGUCGAAUUCGAUCUGGAAGGAGACGAUUCACAAUAUUUCGCGAUAAGUAGAGAUGAGAAUUCCAUCACAUUGAAUGUGAUCAACACGAUACCGCCUGCCGUCUUAGAAAACAAUAAUCAGCUGCUGUUUGUCAUCCGCGCUCAAAAACCUGGAAGCACAACUGCAAGAGCAAGUGUCAUAAUUUUACUGCCCGACGAGUUUAAAGAUGGCAACUUACUUGGAUUCGAGCAAAAUAAUUACGUCGGUUCUAUCGAACACAGUACGAUUGAUUUAGUACCAAUAAAACUGGCCGGCGAAUACUUUGCAGAAGUGUCCUUCACCAUACAUGGAGAAUUGAGUAGUUACUUCUCGUUGUUAGAAAGUGACUCCAUUAUUACCGUAAUACUGAAUGGCCCCAUCCCUGAAGAAUCGAUACCCGCCAACCGGAUCGUAGUACUUGAGAUAUACGCAACCGCGGAAAAUGCCUUACCCGCAGUGGCAACGAUAAUACUAGAAGUCGUGUCUGAUGACGAGUCUAUUCCCACUCAAUUGGUAUUUGCAGAAACUUACUAUGUCGGAUCUUACACCAUAGACACUGGUCUCGAACUGCAAAACUCCAUAUCUCUGUCCGAAGGCUACGACGCAGACGUCGAAUUCGAUCUGGAAGGAGACGAUUCACAAUAUUUCGCGAUAAGUAGAGAUGGGAAUUCCAUCACAUUGAAUGUGAUCAACUCGAUACCGCCUGCCGUCUUAGAAAACAAUAAUCAGCUGCUGUUUGUCAUCCGCGCUCAAAAACCUGGAAGCACAACUGCAAGAGCAAGUGUCAUAAUUUUACUGCCCGACGAGUUUAAAGAUGGCAACUUACUUGGAUUCGAGCAAAAUAAUUACGUCGGUUCUAUCGAACACAGUACGAUUGAUUUAGUACCAAUAAAACUGGCCGGCGAAUACUUUGCAGAAGUGUCCUUCACCAUACAUGGAGAAUUGAGUAGUUACUUCUCGUUGUUAGAAAAUGACUCCAUUAUUACCGUAAUACUGAAUGGCCCCAUCCCUGAAGAAUCGAUACCCGCCAACCGGAUCGUAGUACUUGAGAUAUACGCAACCGCGGAAAAUGCCUUACCCGCAGUGGCAACGAUAAUACUAGAAGUCGUGUCUGAUGACGAGUCUAUUCCCACUCAAUUGGUAUUUGCAGAAACUUACUAUGUCGGAUCUUACACCAUAGACACUGGUCUCGAACUGCAAAACUCCAUAUCUCUGUCCGAAGGCUACGACGAAGACGUCGAAUUCGAUCUGGAAGGAGACGAUUCACAAUAUUUCGCGAUAAGUAGAGAUGAGAAUUCCAUCACAUUGAAUGUGAUCAACACGAUACCGCCUGCCGUCUUAGAAAACAAUAAUCAGCUGCUGUUUGUCAUCCGCGCUCAAAAACCUGGAAGCACAACUGCAAGAGCAAGUGUCAUAAUUUUACUGCCCGACGAAUUUAAAGAUGGCAACUUACUUGGAUUCGAGCAAAAUAAUUACGUCGGUUCUAUCGAACACAGUACGAUUGAUUUAGUACCAAUAAAACUGGCCGGCGAAUACUUUGCAGAAGUGUCCUUCACCAUACAUGGAGAAUUGAGUAGUUACUUCUCGUUGUUAGAAAAUGACUCCAUUAUUACCGUAAUACUGAAUGGCCCCAUCCCUGAAGAAUCGAUACCCGCCAACCGGAUCGUAGUACUUGAGAUAUACGCAACCGUGGAAAGUGCCUUACCCGCAGUGGCAACGAUAAUACUAGAAGUCGUGUCUAAUGACGAGUCUAUUCCCACUCAAUUGGUGUUUGCAGAAACUUACUAUGUCGGAUCUUACACCAUAGACACAGGUCUGGAACUGCAAAACUCCAUAUCUCUGUCCGAAGGCUACGACGAAGACGUCGAAUUUGAUCUGAAAGGAGACGAUUCACAAUAUUUCGCGAUAAGUAGAGAUGGGAAUUCCAUCACAUUGAAUGUGAUCAACACGAUACCGCCUGCCGUCUUAGAAAACAAUAAUCAGCUGCUGUUUGUAAUCCGCGCUCAAAAACCUGGAAGCACAACUGCAAGAGCAAGUGUCAUAAUUUUAUUGUCAGAAGAUUCCGAUCUGAAGCAAAAUGCGUCUUUCAGUAAAGUUAUUUACGAAGGAAUAUUACAAGGAAGCGAUGUUCGUCAUGAAACUAUUACUUUAUCGAAUUACAAUGGUACAGACAUUGAAAUACUAGGAGAAUAUUCAGCAAUAUUCGCGGCCGAGUUAUCAAACGGUCUAGUAGUAAUACAAACUAUGAAUUCAGCGGCAUUACCGACGAAUACCGCCUACAUAAUAUUGGAACUGCAAGCUGGCAGCGCUGGCUCUGGACUCGUACUUGAAGUUCAAGAAGAAACGCAUAUACCACCUUCAGUAACAUUUAGUUCGCCUUCAUAUAUAUUACGAGUGGAGAUUUCCCAAAAUGGCUUCAUUGGAAAUGUGCUCGCUACCGCCGAUAAUGGAGAAACUGUUCAAUACUCACUUCAAAAUGUUAAUGAACACCUCCAAACACGUCUUACGAUAAACAAUAAUGGAGAACUGCACUUAUCUUCCCCGGCCAAUAGUGGAGUUUACAGCUUCCAAGUGAUUGCCACUACGCUCUUCACACAAGCUACGGGCACCGCCUCGGUAUAUCUAACAGUGGAAUCGGCUGUAAUAUGCGGAGAUGAUAUAGUAGUAUCGCCACUUAUUGUCUUGGAUAAAGACGAGGAAGAAGAACAUAAAAACUUGGUUGUCCUCAAUAGCACAGAGUUCGUCGGUUGUCACUACACACUUACAAAUCGUUGGCCUGUCGAUCAAAACUGGUUGUAUGUUGACGAAACUGGCCUGCAUGCGCAUGUCAUCGAUAGAGAACACGAGUCUAUCGCUUUCAUGCCCCUGUCACAAGUUCAAGUUGAACUACUAUUAGAAUGCGAAGGCGACAUAUCCCAUGUUAAAACAUCUAUGGACGCCGGCAUGAAGUCCGAUUGGUUGGGCCCUUACGACUACGGUUCUAGCAACUGGAUACUUGCUGAGACAAUACUGUACAACUCGAGACGAAGCUUCGUUAACUUGAUAGUGAAUGAUAUCAACGAUAAUGAUCCGAUUUUCAUUGGAAAAGAGAAUGAGCCUAUAGCUGUUGGUUAUCCCAUAGCUGAACUGGAAGAGAUUAUUCUGCCGCGUGCGUUAGCUGAAUUACAGGCAACCGACGCGGACAUAGGACAGAACGCAGCGCUGAUGUACUGGAGCACGGCGCCUGAGAUAGCGGUGUCACCAUGGAGUGGCGUCGUGCAUGCCGCUGCACCGCUCUCCGCCAACCUCACACUAACCGUCAGCGCUACCGACCGACGCGGGCAGGGGAACACUGGUUCUAUACAGCUUAUUGUAAAAAUGUUAGACGUAGAAAACAUAGCUAUAGUUACUGUCCAAGAUGCAUUUUUGGAGGAUGAACAGGUUAUCUUAAGCAAUUUAAGUAGUGCACUCGGUUACGAUGUCAAAGUUCUGAGGACUGGUGUUGUGGUUGAAGAUCCACAAGACGAGAUAAAUGAAGAGGCAAUGAGGAAGAAACGCGAAGCUAUCAACAUAGGAGUAUCAUUACAACUUUAUGUUUAUGGAUUAAUACAACGUGAACCAGUUGAUGUAGACCGUCUUACUGAAGACAUAGCGAACAGCUCAAUAACUUCUAUCAGCAUAACGAGUACUAAACGACUAGAAGAUUAUCUGAAAGAUCGCGAGACAUGCGCUGGCCCGGGACGUGAUAUAGGCUUGCUAGCCGCUACAAUUGUCCUCAGUAUACUACUCUUCAUACUAAUUGUGACCAUAGCUAUAUGGUUCAUCCUAAAAUGGAGGAAAGGCCGAAAUUAUGAACAGUUUAACGACGAAGAUAGUGCUGUAUCCCGUAAUGACUCACUAAGUCAAUUACCAAAACCAGAGAAUCGGCCGCAACCUAGAAUAAAUAUAGAAGACCUGAAGAGAAGUGAAAGGAGACUUCAGGAGAUGAUUGAUGCAUCUUAUGUAGAACCUGUUAAGCAUGCUUCUACAAAUGAAAACAUUCCUGUUGACACUAUUAUUGACAUUCCUUCACCCGAUCCUAUAGCUGCCAUUGUGGUUCAAGAUAAACUGAAAGAUGCAGAUCCCGAUCAUGAAGAAGAUGUAUUUGGUGAACAUAAGCCACAAAGAAGAAAGUCUAUAGUCACGUUUAAUGAAAAUGUGCAAAAAAUCAUACACGUUGAUGAGAGCCCAGAAAAUAAUUCAGAUAGUGACGUCGAUGUACAUAAAUUAUAAAUAAAAAUAAAUUAUACCUAAUUUCAGAUAUAGAUUCUCUUAUGUAAUAUGAAUGUAUAAAUGUACAUAUGUUUAUUUAUUAAAAUUUUCUUAAUUAAAUUAAUUAUUACA
This is a messenger RNA of Galleria mellonella (greater wax moth), 10391 nucleotides long. RefSeq lists its product as uncharacterized. The record is from RefSeq and is a predicted model, not a curated record. Gene Ontology annotation, cellular component: plasma membrane; catenin complex. The transcript has 48 exons. Gene Ontology annotation, molecular function: calcium ion binding; cadherin binding. The coding region runs from base 240 to 10280 and encodes 3346 amino acids. NCBI's taxonomy places the organism in Eukaryota, Metazoa, Arthropoda, Insecta, Lepidoptera, Pyralidae.